AACAAAUUUUGUGUAACAAUGUAUUCCUUUAACUCACUAUUCACAAUUUUAUGCUUUCCAUUUCUUCUUCUCUCCAUUUUUGCUUACGAUAGCUACACUCAUCGCGCUCGCGGUCCUUGUAAAGAAAUGGUAUUUUACUUUCACGAUAUUGUAUACAACGGAGAAAAUUAUAAAAACGCGACCUCGGCUAUCGUCGGCGCGCCCGAAUGGGGUAAUAGGACCAUAAUGUCAAGUCCUAACAACUUUGGGGACUUGAUUGUAUUUGAUGAUCCUAUUACAAUUGACAAUAAUUUACAUUCACCCUCAAUUGGGAGGGCACAAGGGAUGUAUUUUUAUGAUCAAAAGGAUAUAUUUAGCUCAUGGCUUGGCUUUUCAUUUGUGUUUAAUAAUAGUGAUUAUAAAGGGAGUUUGAAUUUUGCUGGACAUGAUCCAUUGAUGAACAAGACUAGGGACAUUUCAAUAAUUGGUGGCACUGGUGAUUUCUUCAUGGCUAGAGGAAUUGCUACUUUGAGAACUGAUGCAUUUGAAGGAAGUGUUUAUUUUCGACUUCACGUUCAUGUUAAGUUGUACGAGUGUUGGAAAUUACUCUAGAUAUCACGCAUGGCGAGAGUUUAGUGCACCGGACUGUCCUCGUUCUGAUUUUCUUUUUUAUCCUUGUUGAAAGGUGACUCAAAUUGUGGGUCAACUUGACUUUUCUUUGUUGUUUUUCUUGUCCUCAUGAUGAUUUGCAUUUGUGUGGUCAUUGAUUUUGUUUCAGCCUUCACUUUAUGCAUGGAGAUUUCAAUUAUUAAGCUUUUAGAGUAUAUAUAAAUAAUAUGAAAUCUUUGGAGCAAAUUAACCUA
Molecule: messenger RNA, 842 nt
Organism: Capsicum annuum
Lineage: Eukaryota; Viridiplantae; Streptophyta; Magnoliopsida; Solanales; Solanaceae
Product: disease resistance response protein 206-like
Exons: 1
Coding region: 19-591 (190 amino acids)
Source: RefSeq, a predicted model, not a curated record